Messenger RNA from Carica papaya (papaya), 2428 nucleotides. Lineage: Eukaryota; Viridiplantae; Streptophyta; Magnoliopsida; Brassicales; Caricaceae. The record is from RefSeq and is a predicted model, not a curated record.
AUUUGUUGUAAGUAGUCUAUAUAUCUUCUCUCCCCUGUAUUAGCACAGCAAUGAAUCUAGAUCUACUCCACUGUGAUAACGGUGGUGGUUAUAGAUGUUUACUGUGGUGAAACUAUGUAGCAUUAUACAUCUCUGUGUCACAUGGCUUGUACAGAAGCUGGAUGGUUGUGUAUAUGUACAGCAGUAAAUAUCAAUUGAUAAUGGAAAUAAGAAAAUAUGUAAAUGUGUAUAUAUGUAUGUAUGUAUGUGUGUGUGAAGGUAUUACAUAAUGAGCCUUUUGAAUUCUGUAAUAUAGGGGAUUUUUUUCCCCUAACAUUCUGAUCUAAAUUAUGGUUUUUUACUAUCUAGUUUUUUUACCCUUGAAUCACAAAUUUAUCCUGAAAAUUUGAAGAACAUAAACUGGAAGAACGGUGUCGUUUAAUUAGUGAGGCAACAAGGGGAAGAAAGGAUAAUAAAAAACUGCGCGUUUUGGCGUAUCAUCUCUUUCCCUCUCCCGCCCGCGGCUUUUUCCUUUUCGUUGCUCGGUUAUUGGUUCAUGAGAUCUGCAACUGACUUGGCCACUCGGAUAAGCCGAGCUCUGAUCUCCUACUCAAACAACUUGAGUCCAACUCGGACAUGGAAUCCGUCACUCGAGCAGACUCUUCACCGACUCGGUUGUCGCGACUCUCUGACUCCAUCACUCGUCGCCCAAGUCAUCGAUCCGCAUCUCCUGAACCAACAUUCACUAGCUCUAGGGUUCUUCAACUGGGCAGCUCAACAGCCGGGCUUUUUACACGAAUCUGUAUCUUACGAAUCCAUCCUUAAGUCUUUGUCUCUGUCCCGCCAAUUCAGCGCCAUUGACGCUCUGUUGAAACAAGCAAGAGCACAGAAAAUAACCCUCAAUUCUUCUGCAUACCGAGUAGUGAUCAGUUCACUGGUACUGGGACAGAAAACCCAGAACGCGUUUUCCGUUUUCAAGGAAGCAAGUUCACUAAGUCGAGAGAUUGGUACUGAUGUCUGCAACUCGCUUUUAGCUGCCUUAGCCUCAGAUGGGCAAUUCAAUUCCGCCCAGAAAAUGUUCGAUGAAAUGACUGAAAGAGGUAUCUCGUUUACUACUCUUGGGAUUUGCGUGUUCAUGUGGAGGAGUUGUGGGAAAAGUUUGACGUGUCAGAUUUUGUGUAUGUUAGAUAAGGUGAAGAAGCUUGAUUCAGAUAUUAAUGGGUCAAUUCUUGCUGUAUUGGUCGUUCAUGGGCUCUGUCAGGCUUCCAGAGAAUCAGAGGCUUUCUGGCUAUUGGAUGAACUGAGGAGCAGAGACUGCAAGCCGGAUUUCAUGGCUUAUGGGAUUGUCGCCAAUGAGUUUAGAUCAAAGGGGAAUGUGUAUGAGAGGGAGAUGGUUUUGAAGAAGAAGAGGAAGCUGGGAGUAGCUCCAAGGAGUAGUGAUUACAGAGAGUUCAUUUUAGCUUUGAUUUCAAAUAGGCUCAUAAGAGAAGCCAAGGAGUUGGGGGAAAUAAUUGUGAGUGGAAACUUCCCUAUUGAGGAUGAUGUUUUGAAUGCAUUGAUAGGAUCAGUUUCAGCAGUUGAUGCAAGUUCUGCAACUAUGUUUCUGAAUUUCAUGAUUCGUAAAGAUCAAUUCCCGACACUAUUAACCCUGAGCAAUUUGAGUAGGAACCUAUGCAAGCAUGGGAAAGCAGAAGAACUAUUAAAGGUCUAUACGGCUUUGUCUUGCAAUGAUUAUUUUACAGACAUGGAGAGUUACAAAAUAAUGGUUUUCUUCCUCUGCAAGGCAGGGAGAGUGCGAGAAGCUUAUGGGAUCCUCAACGAGAUGAAGAAAAAAGGAAUCGAGCCAGAUGUCUCAUUAUACAAUUCAUUCAUGGAAGCGUGUUGUCGGGAAGUUCUACUUCGACCCGCAAAGAGGCUGUGGGAUGAGAUGUUUGCAAAUGGGUGCCGUGCAAAUUUGAAGACUUACAACAUUCUUAUUAGGAAACUAUCAGAAGAAGGUGAAGUUGAGGAUUGUUUGAGGCUUUUCCACCACAUGUUAGACAAGGGAGUGGCUCCUGAUAAUAUGACAUACAGCUCUCUUUUUGUUGGGCUUUGUAAAGAAACAAAGGUUGAAGCUGGUUUUGAAGUCUUCAACAAGGCUAUUGAGCAGGAUCCAGUGCUUGCACAGAGCAUAUCAAGCACAUUUGUCCUGCAGCUAUGUCGAAAUGGUCAUUUUCUUUCUGCUUCGAAGUUGCUCUACAAUCUUCCUGCUGAUAUAGUGUCCUCACACUCCCAUGUUAUUUUAUUGAAAUGUUUGGCUGAUGCGAAACUGAUUGAGAUGGGAAUUAAGCAUUUGAAACAAAUAGAAGAAACCUCACCUUCAAUGGCAGAAGCUAUUUCUUCUGAACUCUCAGCAUCACUUUCUUCCUCGUUGACUCCGGAGCCGAUUCUAAACAUGCUUCGAGCAUUA